AGUGUGAUUCAGGCUAAAACGAGCUGGACUUUGAUUUGGGCUGAAACAUCUAGCAUAAUAUCGCAAGAUUCUCCCCGGCGCAACAACACUACACCGUAGCACAAAAAUCUCCUUCUGAGCCAUCGUUGCCGUCACCCAAGUAGAAUAAGCUACCAUGCCGCGUACUAUUACAGCCGAGAGCCCUGGCUGCCCUCGCCUCCGGGCCUUAACCUUCGAUGUACUUGGACUCAUCAAAGUGAUUGAAGCUCGCGGCGGCGAGCAAAAGGAAGCUCCGGCUGUGGUGGAACGGUGGGGCGCCCCGGAUUCCUCAAGAUGCGUGCUUGCUACUUCCAUGAUUGACCGCGAGCACGACCCUUUGCUUGGUGUUGCAAGAAAAAAUGGCAUGAUUGAGGUGCUUAGUCCUAUCAAUGGUGAUGUUCGCCUUGCUAUUCCAAGUUCUAGUGGAAGCGGAAGCGUGAGUGAUGAUGAUGCCAUUGUUGCAUUGCAUCUUUUCAGUAAGCAGAGAUUGGAAUCAUCUUUGUUGUCCUGUACCUUGCUUGAUUGCACAACAAAAGGACAUGCAAGUAUAAGGUCGGCUGAAAUCCCUAAGCCACUUGGAGAUUCUGUCACUGAGAGUUCACAAACUAUAUGGAAUGUAUGUGGAUCGGGUAACAUUUUGUGCUCCAAAGUAGACAGCAAUGAGCAUUAUGCUUUGUUUGCAGGGAAGGGAGUUGAAAUUAAUGUGUGGGAUCUGGAACAAAGUAGUAAAAUCUGGGUUUCAAAAUCUCCUCCUAAAAACAGUCUAGGCAUCUUUACCCCAACGUGGUUUACAUCUGCAACAUUCCUAAGUAAGGAUGAUCAUCGCAAAAUUAUAGCUGGCACUAACAACCAUGAGGUGCGUCUUUAUGACAUUUCUUAUCAGAGAAGACCUGUCAUUUCAAUUGAUUUUCGAGAAGCACCCAUUAAAGCUGUUGCUGAAGAUCUAGAUGGUUGGACAGUGUAUGUAGGAAAUGGGUCAAGUGACCUUGCUUCAUUUGAUAUGCGUACAGGGAAGCUUUUGGGAUCCUUCUUGGGUAAAUGUUCUGGAAGUAUUCGAUCCAUUGCUAGACAUCCAGAGCUUCCAGUGAUCGGCUCCUGUGGGUUGGACAGCUAUUUGCGCAUUUGGGAUGUAAAGUCACGGCAACUUUUGUCCGCGGUUUUCUUGAAGCAGCAUCUUACAAAUGUUGUUUUUGAUUCUCAUUUUAACAAUGAAGCUCCGCUACCUCAAGAGCCACAAGAUGUGAGUGAGACGCAAGAAGAAUGUGAAGAAGAGACUACAAUGGCAACGAAAAGGAAGAAAGCAUCUAAAGACCACAGUCGAAAAAAGAAGGUCAAGACCAAUAAAACAGCUCGUCAAGACCCGGAGCAGCAAGAUGUGAGUGAGAUGUCGGCGUCUCAUUCUGAAGACCACGAAAACUGGCUAAAUGACGAAGCUGAAGAGGAGACGACGCCCCCUAGAAAAGAAAAGGUAUCUAAACGACACAGUGGCAAGAAGAAAAGGAGACAGCGUGUUGUGAUCUCGAUUUCAUGACCUCCUACAUAGAAGAGGUCACUAUAUGCUAUCUGAGCACAAGGUGCCUUGCUUUUGCCGGCUAUUUUAAUUUUGUGGUAUAAGAAAAUUAUUUCCUUUUAUUUUCCCUCCUUUGUAUACGACAUUGCAAACGAGUGGAUGCUUCAUUGUUGUAGGCCAAACUGUAAACAGAAGAUCUAUAGUUAGACACCUCUUUUUUUC
Molecule: messenger RNA, 1750 nt
Organism: Ipomoea nil (Japanese morning glory)
Lineage: Eukaryota; Viridiplantae; Streptophyta; Magnoliopsida; Solanales; Convolvulaceae
Product: WD repeat-containing protein 74-like
Exons: 14
Coding region: 155-1549 (464 amino acids)
Biological process (GO): ribosomal large subunit biogenesis
Cellular component (GO): preribosome, large subunit precursor; nucleolus
Molecular function (GO): protein binding
Source: RefSeq, a predicted model, not a curated record